Struthio camelus australis is the source of this 774-nucleotide messenger RNA. The record is from RefSeq and is a predicted model, not a curated record. NCBI's taxonomy places the organism in Eukaryota, Metazoa, Chordata, Aves, Struthioniformes, Struthionidae.
AUGCUGGUAGCCCAGCCUGGUGGGUCUGAGCUGCUGCCGCCACGUUUCAUGGGUCCCUCUCUGCGGAGAGGAGAGUCAGGGUUUCCUCCCACUGCAGUGCUGGAGGUUUCUGCUCCAGUUUUUGGAGGUGGAGGGAGGGGUUCUUCACCGUGUGGGGAACGAAUCGGGAGUUUCUUCGACAGCUGUCAUCGCAGGCUAAAUCUGGGUCCGGCCUCGCCGUGUCGUGCGAUUUUGUGCUAUGUGACAAUCAGCAGUGAUUUGUUUUCCCUUCUGGCAAUAAAGUGUGAUGGUGGCGGAGAAGCCAGCCGGAGGUCUGGCCUCUCCUUGCCAGGCACCACCUGGGUGAGUGAGAUCGUGGACCUGAUCCUGAAAGGCGGCGACCCUGAGAAAUGCAAGCAGGAAGCCAUCACCAACCGAGUGCCCAUGCUGGAGUUCGCUGCCCCUGAGAUGCUGGCAGGCACGGAGCUGCUGGUGCUGAUGCCGUCCCCGCGCAUCAUCAAGACCCACAUCCCAGCCCACCUCCUGCCUAAGUCCUUCUGGGAAAAGCGCUGCAAGAUGGUCUACGUGGCUCGCAACGCCAAGGACGUGGCUGUCUCUUUCUACCACUUUGACCUGAUGAACAAGCUGCAUCCGCACCCUGGCACCUGGGCCGAGUACCUGGAGGAGUUCAUGGCGGGCAGAGGUGGGCCAAGGGCAGCACCCAGAGACGCAGCCCCAGGAGGACAUGCGGGGGCAAGACAUGCUGCUGCAGGGUGCCUGGGUGCUGCCGUGUCC